Molecule: messenger RNA, 1062 nt
Organism: Adineta ricciae
Lineage: Eukaryota; Metazoa; Rotifera; Eurotatoria; Adinetida; Adinetidae
Source: the annotation of a GenBank genome assembly
AUGGAAAUAAAUCAAGGAUUCGAUUCAUUAUCGUCAGAUUCUUCGAUAAAACCCUUAACGCUAUCCACUGAUAGCUUGGUACCAAGAGAACACGAUCAAAUGCCACAUUCACCUUCAAAGUCAUCUCUUUGGCAUCGAUAUUCGUCAUUACCGAAUCAAUACUCUCUUCAUUUUCUCGGCCUAUGUGCGCAAGUUUUCGUAUAUUAUCUCGGCUAUGGUUAUUUACAAGAAUUGUUAUUCACAUUGAAGGGUUUCGGUGAAACAGCCUGGUUUUUGACAUGCUAUCAGUUUCUGGUCUAUAGUGUACUUUCAUUUCGACAUAUUGGCUUUGUUGGGUUAAGCCAGCGCAGAGCUAGUUUUCGUUCGUAUAUCAUUCUUGCUAUGUUAACGCUUGGUACAAUGGGUUUGUCAAAUUAUUCAGUUGGAUAUUUAAACUAUCCUACACAAGUAAUGUUUAAAUGUUGUAAAUUGAUACCUGUACUCAUCGGUGGUGUCAUUAUUCAAAAGAAAACAUUCAAUCGUUAUGAUGUGUCUGCCGCGAUUUGUAUGUCAAUUGGAUUGAUAUUUUUUACCCUAGCUGAUUCCAAAGUUCGACCGAGUUUCAAUACAUAUGGCGUGUUUAUCAUUUGCAUGGCACUGGUUGCUGAUGCUAUUAUUGGUAAUUAUCAGGAGAAAAUCAUGAAAACGCACAAUGUUCCCAACGUAGAAAUGCAUCCUGUACAAACAUAUGGAUAUGCUUUGUUGUUCUCGGUAUUUGGAUAUUUAGGCAUUGAUAUUGUCUUGACAUUAAUCAAGGAGUAUGGUGCAUUGAUUUGUGUUACAGUUACAACAUGCCGAAAAGCAAUAACCAUCAUUUUAUCAUUUAUACUUUUUUCCAAGCCGUUUAUUUUCGACUAUGUUUGGUCUGGUUGUAUUGUGAUUGUUGGCAUUUAUCUCAAUGUCUAUAGUCGCAACCAAGCGGCAUUCAAUGCCAAAAUUGCAUCGUAUGCUACUAGCUUGUUCGGUGCUCAUUGGGUUUCGAAAUUUUAUUCGGGAACAUCCACGCGAACCUUAUCUGUGUGA